Morchella importuna is the source of this 297-nucleotide messenger RNA. RefSeq lists its product as uncharacterized. Bases 1 to 297 code for a protein of 98 amino acids. The transcript is spliced from 5 exons. The record is from RefSeq and is a predicted model, not a curated record. NCBI's taxonomy places the organism in Eukaryota, Fungi, Ascomycota, Pezizomycetes, Pezizales, Morchellaceae.
AUGCUCCGAGCGCGAGCGCGUCAGCUUGCAGUUGAGCUUGUCAAACCCCUAAUAGCUCAAUUUCAUAUAGGAACUAAGACAAGUAUUGUGAAAUAUUACCUACUUUUUGUCUCUAAGCUUUCUCUAUUAGCUAAGUGUUGCCUCAUAAUUCUACAGCUGAGCACUAAUACAUGCAAGAAACAUGCCUCAAAACAUACCUACUUUCCUGUCUCGGAUACUGCAGCUUUCACUCGAGAUGCAUAUGCUAAAUUUUCAGGAGAGCCGUUUAUGCAGGUAGCAUCCAGCUAUACAUCUUAG